AUGACUACGAGAAACUUAGUGGAGCCUUCGUGGCGUCUCCUCGCAGCAAGCGGCGGAGACACGGUCAAGCUCUUCGACGUCUCCGCCGGCGCCGAGUCUUGCGAUGAUCCCUGCGUUCUGAGCUACACUCCGACGCCUCGCUCCGUCGUCAAUUCCGUGAAAUGGAACCAUACGAAUAUGGUUGUAGCGAGUGUGGGAGAAGAUAAGAAGAUUUCUCUAUGGCAGAAAAAUGGGAAGACCUUAGGAACUGUUCCGGUUACUGGGAAGAACAGCAACGAUAUCAACGAGGAAUGUUUAUCAGCUAUUAGCUUCAGCAACAAGGGGUCUAGGUAUAUAUGUACUGGAGGAACUGGUCAAACUGUAAGGAUAUGGGAUCUGCAGAGAAAGCUUUGUAUCAAAAAUCUGAAGGGUCAUACAAGUACUAUAACGGGUGUUAUGUACAAUUGCAAAGACGAACAUGUGGCUUCUAUCAGUGUUGGUGGGGAUCUGAUAGUCCACAACCUUACAUCUGGAGCAAGAGCUUCUGAACUCAAAGAUCCAUACGGGCAGAUAUUGAAGGUUCUCGAUUAUUCAAGGUUUAGUCGACACCUUCUGCUUACUGCAGGUGAUGAUGGGACUGUGCAUCUCUGGGACACGACUGGUCGUAACCCAAAGGUAUCCUGGUUGAAGCAGCAUUCUGCACCAACUGCUGGUGUUUGUUUCUCUCCAUCGAAUGACAAGAUUAUUGCUAGUGUGGGGCUAGACAAAAAGCUUUACACUUAUGACUCUGGUACCAGAAGACCUUCGUCAUGCAUUACAUAUGAAUCACCUUUCUCUUCUUUGGCGUUUGGGGAUAAUGGCCACAUACUGGCAGCUGGAACGGGUAACGGUAGAAUAGUAUUCUACGACGUACGUGGAAAGCCGCAACCUAUCACUGUCCUGCACGCGUACAGCAGUUCAGAGGCUGUUACAAGUUUAUCCUGGCAAACAUCAAAACCAGUUAUUGUGAAUGAAAGAAACUGCACGCCCGAGAUGGCUCUUUUUGGUGGUACUGUGGAAGAUUCAGUUGUCAUUCCAGACCCCUCCCCUGCAACAUCUUUAGCUUCACAAUCCACGGUGUUGCCAGGUUCUCAUGGAGUUGCCACUAGUACGUUAAAUCUAUCAUCAGCAGAAGAAACGCCGAAAAGAAACCAUCUAUGGCCUGGUGGACCACUGAUCAGGCUACAAGCACACCGUGCCAGUGAUAGUUCUAAAGAUGACAUGGACAUAUUUUCCCCUGUCGUUGGCGUACAAUCUGUUGAGAAAUGGUCUGAUACCGAAGGAUUGAAAAGGGAUCAUUUGGUUCUUGAUAAGAAGACUUCCUCCUUAACAUUUCCUUCAUCAAGCAAAGGAGGAUUUCCGUUUAGGGAUGACGGAAACAAAGAACACCCAGUAAAUGACUGGAAGCUGAGUUCUACUUCUACACAGGAUGACACAAGGGCUGCCUUUUCUCCUUUUGGAUCCACGCCCACAGCGUUAUCGAAAAGCGAAUUCUCUGCUCUGACACCUCCAGAAGCCUGGGGUGGCGAGAAGUUUAGUCACUUAGCUGCUAAUGACAAAUUUUCUGAAAAAUUCAGUCACUUGAAUCCGCCUUUGCGUCUCGGAGUCUCCAGCUCAAGCACUAGUACAUCUGGAUCAUUGUAUUCUGGUUCUAGAGAUUUCCCUUUGUCGCUUGGUCAGAAUCAGACUAGCCAUGCAAACGUUAGCAUCAGCUCAGAGUUCCCUGGCGUAAGAGACUUCAACUCAAAAUUCGAGAAAUCAUCAACGCUUGCAGACAAUUUCCCAUCCAGCCCAUUGUUAGCCAAAGGCAUAGCAUCUCAGGGAAUCAUUGAUUCGUUGAGGCUGUCACCAAGUUAUACUCGUAGGUUGUCAACUUAUGCUGAGAGAAUCGGCACCACUUCUUCCUUCAGCGAUGGAGCCUCUCUCUCUCCUAAGAUAAAGAAAACAGGAGCCGAGACCAGAGAAGAAGUUCUGAAUAAUCUGUUGCACAGACCUGAGAAACUGGCUGCAGCUGAUGCAGGAGUUCUUCCGGUUAUUAAUGGAGGAGGAAGCUUGCAACAACAGUCGAAGCAACCUGAAAACAACUUCACGCUUCAGCUAUUUCAAAGAACACUUGAAGGAACACUCGAUAACUUGAAGAACUCAGUCCACGACGAUAUGAGGAACCUGCACAUAGAGAUAUUGAGGCAAUUCCACAUGCAUGAGAUGGAGAUGUCGACGACGUUAAACUCGGUUCUGGAGAACCAAGCAGAGCUCAUGAAAGAGGUUAAAAUGUUAAGGAAAGAGAACCAACAACUUCGCCAAAUGCUAUAGAGAGCGAAAAAGGAAUGAGAGGUAGUAUUUGACCAAAAUGAGAGGUAGUAUAUGAGUGCGACCAUUUAAGCUUUAAUGUAUUCGAAUGUUUUGUGUAGAAAAUGCAUUUACUGGGGAGAAAAAACAAAUUAAAUGAUAUUACUAUUUCACUGUUUUCAACUAAACUGUUACAUCCUAGUUUGUAAAUCUGUAGUAAACAUCUUAUUGCUAAGUGCCAACUGUGGACAACUGUAUCCACAGAAUAUAACUC
Eruca vesicaria subsp. sativa (arugula) is the source of this 2581-nucleotide messenger RNA. Lineage: Eukaryota; Viridiplantae; Streptophyta; Magnoliopsida; Brassicales; Brassicaceae. The record is from the annotation of a GenBank genome assembly.